GUUUCAUACAGACUCCCUCACAAUCACCCAGUUCUCCCACAAAAUCAUAGAUAGAUACAUCAGAGCAUCCCGAUGUCACGUCACGGCCCUCCCCUCAGCAUGCCCACCUCUGCUUCGGGCAUCUCGCUCGAUCCUCAAUCGUUGGAGAGGGUCAUCGCGGGGACACGGCGGAAGGACGGCUCCAUUCGGAAAGAACUCAAAGUCCGUCCGGGGUUCACCCCCGAGGAAGACAAGGCCCGCUACAAGUCUACCGGUGCUCGGGAGACGAGUCGACUCAAGGGCUACGUCCCUGGAGCUACCUCACAAUCAUCGGCGACGUUUGGGAAACAGGAAGCUCCGGGACCUGGGGAUUUCCCAGCACUAGGUGCGAUGACGGCGGCUCAGAAGAAGAACGCAAAGAGGCGGGACAAGAAGAAGAUGGAAAAGGAGGCUGAGGAUGCGAAAGGCUGGGAUUCCGAGGAGGAGGAUCAGGUCGGGGCGAGCCAGGGAGGUGCUAGUACUGGAGCAACACAGGAGGGUAAAUCCGGGGCGAGCGAAACGCCAGCGGAAGAUCCCAACGCCGAUCCGAAACAGGCUCUCCGGCACUUGAUCCAGCAGAGCGUCUCUGCCAACCCUGUCGCUCCUCCACCACGGCCCAUACAAUCUACUUCGACUACACCUUCCUCUUCUUCCUCGAAAGCGAACUGGAGACCGGCGGCUACACCACCAUCCGCGGUCAAGGAGAAGAAGGAUCCUCGUCCGGGCGGCUUGUUCGCAGCCGCCUUGAAGGGAUCGACAUCCAGGGAGGGGUUGGCUGGGAGUGACGAGUCGGACUCGACACUAUCCAGAGGGAUGGACAGGUUGGAAGUCGGCUCGAGGGACGACAAGCAAGAGUCAUCGUCCGGCGAGGUGAAAGGUGGAGCGGCUUCGUCAUCCACCCCUACCUCCGCCAUCGCUCCUGCGCCGUCUCAACCUCAAACUCGAAAACAAAACCCUGCCAAACCUACUCCACCCGGCUCUCGCCCCGGUGAUACAUCCGACGCCGCCUCCAAUUCGAAGCCGGGCAACAAGAAACCAUCGCCCGCAAAUAAAUCCUCAUCGACAGGCUCGCCGGCCCGGCAACGCUCUGAAGUCAGGGUGAGACCGGGAGGAGGGCUGGGAGGGUUGAUGAAACAGAUUGCUGAGCAGAAUGGGGCCAAGUGAGGUGAUGAAGUUUACUAUGAGGGGAAGGAGGAGGGUCAAUCAGGACCUGAUCUGGGGGAGAUCUGGAGAACCAGUUGACCAAUCGACGAAGAGGAAAGGAAGGAAGGACUGUCGAGCAGUUUA
This is a messenger RNA of Filobasidium floriforme, 1305 nucleotides long. RefSeq lists its product as uncharacterized. The record is from RefSeq and is a predicted model, not a curated record. Gene Ontology annotation, cellular component: cytoplasm; exon-exon junction complex. Gene Ontology annotation, molecular function: RNA binding. The coding region runs from base 73 to 1182 and encodes 369 amino acids. NCBI's taxonomy places the organism in Eukaryota, Fungi, Basidiomycota, Tremellomycetes, Filobasidiales, Filobasidiaceae. Gene Ontology annotation, biological process: exon-exon junction complex disassembly. The transcript has 2 exons.